Cladocopium goreaui is the source of this 1452-nucleotide messenger RNA. The record is from the annotation of a GenBank genome assembly. Lineage: Eukaryota; Dinophyceae; Suessiales; Symbiodiniaceae.
AUGGCUGGUGAAGGUGGCACGUUGGACGUGGCCCAGCUGAUACAAGCAGCUACAGACGCUGCUCGUGCUGCUGCUGAUGCGGCUGCAGCCCUUAGAGAUGUUCAGGCUAGUCGUGGAACUGGUUUGAGUGGAAAGGGGUUUAGUGAAGCCUCAAAAGUCAUUAGACAACCUGACCCGUUUGGUUCUGAAAACCACGAAGAAGAUCUUAGCAAGUGGCAAGACUUCACAGUGAACUUCAAAGCUUGGUUGUUCUAUGGUGAUAGUGGUUUUGAAAGUGACCUUCAUAGAGUCGAGACCAACUAUGCCUCAACUCCAAUAGAGUUUCCUAGAUCCGAGCCCAAUGACGUUCAAGAAAGAUGCAAGCAGCUUUUCAACAUCCUUACGGGGAUACUUCGUGGCAAGCCGUUGCGGCUACUGCGCCAAACUUCUGAGAGAAAUGGUUUCGAGGUUUGGAGAAAGUUGGUGCAACUCUUUUCACCAAAGACCAAAAGCAGGUCGAUUUCCUUGCUUGCUGCGUUGAUGAAUAUUCCAGCCUUCAGUCUGAAGGACAAAACCCUGAUGGACCAGAUCUUAGGCCUUGAACGCUUGAGAACUGAAUAUAUGAGAUCUUCUGGAACUGAUGUGGCUGAUGACCUGAUGUUGAGCAUCCUGGUCAAGUCGUUGCCAAAGGCAUUGCAGACCCACAUUCAGCUGCAGAUGACAGAGCACUCAACGUAUGCCCAGGUCAGGGAACUUGUCCUCAGCUACGAGUCAGUGACGACUACAUGGAGCGCUGGUCGAAUUCAUAGUGAACUUGGCAUUUUGCCAUCCAGCUCUACGGCUUCUUCUCCUGCCUACAAUGGCCCUGCCCCCAUGGAAAUUGACCGGUUUGAGAAAGGCAAGAAGGGCAAAGGCAAGGGAAAGCACAAAAGUAAAGACUCUUCGUUUUCCAAAGGAAAGACCAAGGGUAAGUUUGACAAAGGUAAGGGAAAGAGCAAACAAGAUGUUUCAAAGCCACGUGACGAAUAUAGGCGUCUUGUGGUCAGCCAGAACCUCAAGAAAGUUUUGAAGUUACUCAAGCGUGCGCAGUCGCGCAUGACAGGAAACCAAGAGACUGAUGAGAGCGAGUCUGUUGGAGAAAAUGAUGAAGAAGAAAUGAUUGAGACGGAUGCAGAAGUCGAGGCCAGAUACAAAUCAUCAGAGCUUUGUGAAGUUUCAGAUCCUGAACUGUGGAUGCACUUCAAUCAUGGUGAAUCCCCUCUCUUCUCUUCCAAUGCUUCUGAGGAUCAACCUACUGGCCACAGUGAAGCUUCUUUGCACCAGCAAAUGGCCGAGACGAAUGCUUUGCUUCUUGCUCGUGAACAAAGACUUGAAGCUGAAUGGGAUGAAGCUGAGAUGCGCAAUGAUCGAGAGACCAUGCAUGAGAUCGAAAACAUGAUCAUCGAGACCCGCAACUUGCGCUACAGCAUCUAG